Messenger RNA from Pundamilia nyererei, 4807 nucleotides. Its product is annotated as SH3-containing GRB2-like protein 3-interacting protein 1. Lineage: Eukaryota; Metazoa; Chordata; Actinopteri; Cichliformes; Cichlidae. The transcript has 24 exons. The record is from RefSeq and is a predicted model, not a curated record. Gene Ontology annotation, cellular component: clathrin-coated pit; clathrin-coated vesicle; cytoplasm. The coding region runs from base 398 to 3070 and encodes 890 amino acids. Gene Ontology annotation, biological process: synaptic vesicle endocytosis; clathrin coat assembly; clathrin-dependent endocytosis.
GCCCCUCUAUCUCUCUGUAGCGCUCUGUUUUUUCUCCCUCUGCCUUUCCUCAGCAUCCCCCCUCUCAGCGAUGGCGUGUGUCAGUGCCGCUCGGCCGUCUGUGGCCUAACGCACACAGAGAGGACCCCUAUUCCUCUCCCGAUUUGCAGCGCAUUCCUCGGGUGUCUCUUCUCCCUGUGUCCUUCACCGCUCCUGCUGCCUUGCAGCUCCCACCCCGCCUCCCCGUGCGGGUGUCUGGGAGUCGGGCCCUCGGGGGUGGAGGAAAUCAACAUCGUGCUUCGCUGGGGAGCUGUGCAGAAUUAGCUAUGCCCUGCCCAGGCAUCUUUUGACCGGUCGGAUUCCUCCAUUUCUGCCCGCUUGCAAUCCAGAGGGCAGCGUAGGAUGAAAAUCUGCAAUCAUGAUGCAAGGACUGAAAAACCGAACCAGGAAAGCCCUGGGCUUACGAAAGAAAGACAAGGACAAAGAAACAACGAGCUCACCUGACAAAGAAGGAAGUGGAAGUGGAAAGAAAGGAAGCAAAAAGGCCAACGGGGCUCCCAAUGGUUUCUAUGGGGAGAUUGAUUGGGACAGAUAUGCCUCUCCUGAUGUAGAUGAGGAGGGCUUCAGCCUCCGGCCUGGUGACGAGGGUGAUGCAGCCUCCAAAGAAAAGCACUUUUUCUCGUCCAGCGACUCAGAGGAUGAUGAGGACAGCAAAAAAAAGUUCAAAAUUAAGAUCAAGCCGCUGGUGUCAGACAGUGCCAAGUGUGUGCUUCCAUCCAUGGACGAGCUAAAAGCGUCAGUGGGAGGCCUGGCGCUGUCCCCGUCUCUGAGGAGAAGUCCGAGACGCAGUCCGGGGCAGAUGAAAAGGAACUUGUCCUGUGAGGAGAUCGCUAGACCCAGACGCUCAACCCCGAUACCGAGUCCUGCCCCAGAGACGCAAAGUGACAGGCUGUCACAGAACACUCCUGCCUUCUUUGAGCUGCCUUUAGAGAGAAAAUAUGCCAGAUAUGACGUGGUACCUUCGGAUGCGUGGGGAGAUUCUAGACCCCGAUCAGAAUCACAGCUGAGCAGAAGUUUUCCAACAGGGGCUCCGCCUCCACUCCCUCCAAAAAACAUUCCAUCGAGAAGUCACUACGGCUAUCCUUCAGAAUCUGCUGCCGAUCUACCCAAUGGGAGGGCGGCUCGCAGUUCGGCACCAAUCUACCUGAAUGUCCUCUCCCCAGCCUCUUACCGAGGCUCCCCUGCCCCCGACCUAGACGACGUCUUUGGACCCACGAGUGAGGACACCAUGUCUCCCAGAUGGGUUACUUUCACUGAUGACAGGCCCCCACCGCCUGAUGAACCGGCUCCACCUCCGCCACCGGACUCUCCUCCGCCAGACACACCUUCAUCCACCCCUUCCACCCCCUGCCUCUCGCCUGGACCACCUCCAAACGAACCUCCACCUUCACCUCCACCAUUUUCCCCUGGGUCUCCUCCUCGUUUCACUCCGCCAGACUCGCCUCCCUCCAUCCUACUCGGACCUCCUCCGCCAGAUGAACCCGCCCCUCCUCUGCCCCCAGAAUUCUCCCCCUCUAAUUCCCCUCCUGGGUGCCCUGAAGAGGAUGCUAUUGAUGAGGAGAUGCUGCAGUUUGCAGAGUACUCUUCCUCCCCUGCCCCCAUUAGCCCUGUGCCUCCUCUGCCAGCGGAGCGUAGAUCCCCUCGUGCUGGAGUCACAUCUCCGCUGGUCCUUGGGGGUUUAGGGGGUAAGAGGACUCCAGAAGGUGUAAACCUGAGAGAAGAUGUACCAGACUUUGUGGGUUCCCCCAGAGAGCUGACGCCAAGCUUCAGGGGCACGCCACCUCCUCUUCCUCCAACUACCUACAGGUCUAUCAUGUCUUCCCCGGGACCCUACUCAGGCAGCAGCCCCUCAUCUCCAGCUCGUCCUACCACACCUCAGUCUCGAGGCAGCCCAGUCCCUCCGCCUCCUCCUCCUCGUCCGUCCUCCCGACCAAAGCUGCCCCCGGGGAAACCGAUCACAGACCUGACCCGGCCAUUCAGUCCGCCAGUUUCAAGCAGCCCCCCGCCUUUUGCCCCCCUGGCCCGGGCAGAGAGCUCUUCAUCAAUCUCCUCCAUUACCUCACAGAGUGCAGCGUCCACCCCAACUUUAGGAAGGGACCUCAACUUGUCCACCACAGAGGCCUCGCAGCCUCUGGUAUGGUUUGACCACGGCAGGUUUUAUUUAGCUUUUGAAGGGUGCUCCAGAGGUCCCAGUCCACUCACCAUGGGACCCCAAGACACUCUGCCAGUGGCAGCUGCCUUCACAGAAACCAUCAAUGCCUACUUUAAAGGCGCUGACCCCAGCAAAUGUGUUGUGAAGAUCACAGGGGAGAUGGUGCUGUCCUUCCCCGCUGGCAUAACCAGGCACUUUGCGAGCCACCCAGCUCAACCUAUCCUCACUUUUAGCAUCAGCAACUACAACCGACUGGAGCAGGUCCUCCCUAAUCCACAGCUGCUGUGCUGUGAUUCCACUACAGACAGUGUAGACAGAAAGGAGUUCUGGGUAAAUAUGCCAAACUUGAUUAGCCAUCUAAAGAAAGUGGCUGAACAGAAGCCUCAGGCGACAUACUACAAUGUGGAUAUGAUCAAGUAUCAGGUCUCAGCAGACGGGAUCCAGUCCACUCCUUUGAACCUGGCAGUGAGCUGGCGUGGCGAUGGCACCAACAUAGACCUUAGAAUAGACUACAAAUACAACACGGAGGCUCUGGCUGCCCCGGUGCCGCUUCACGACAUCAACUUCCUGGUUCCUGUUGAUGGAGGCAUUGCCAAACUACAGGCCAUGAUCCCACCUGCCACCUGGAAUCCGGAGCAGCAGACAAUACAGUGGAAAAUCCCAAGCCUGUCUCACAGGUCUGAGAAUGGAGGAGUAGGGGCUCUCCUGGGCCGGUUCCAGAUGAUCGAGGGUCCCUGUAAACCCUCCCAGCUGACAGUCCAGUUCACAAGCGAAGGAAGCACUCUGUCAGGCUGUGACAUCCAGCUGGUCGGGACUGGCUACCGGCUAUCAUUGGUCAAGAAGAGAUUUGCUGCAGGGAAAUAUUUGGCAGAUAAUUAGCGGACCUGUUUGCGAACAGAACCAAGAAAAUCAAUGGCUUUUGACUGUGAAGACUAUGGAUCAUCCCAUGUUUAGUGCAUUUGAAAAUUUAUCUUUAGGAGCCAUUAGAUUUAAUGGCUGGAGUUCAUUAGAGUAACAGAUAACAACACAGAGGUGAAAUGUGACAUUCUCGGUCAACUGACUGCUGCUGAGUUUAUGCAAGUAAAUACAAGUCAUUAGUUUUGUGCACUUGGAACACUUAUGAGCUUAUAUAGAGUAACGUUUAGGGAAACCCCAAGUCUAUGUUCUUGUUAACUUAAAAAUAAUUGUGGAUUUCAUACAGUGAUCCAGCUUUAUUUGUUCUAUUUUCCUCUUGUUUCACGGGUUAUCACUUCGAAUGCACUCUUAAAGAUGAUGUGAAUAAUUUGUAUGACAAAACAAUCUUAAACGAGGUGGAAAAGAUGGAAAACGUUUUAACAUAGGUUUGCUUUGCAGAUGUAUUCCAAUUAGUUAUAGUCACAUGGUACUGUCUGAUUUGCACUGCCACCUUUAAAUCAGAUGUUUUUUGUUUAUUUUCAACAUGUGUGACUGUCGUGAUUGUUGUCCAAGCAGAAUGUAUUCCUCUGUGUGGACAGCUUUGACACCGUCAUAUCCCUUUUAUCUGUCUUAUGAUUAAAGGUGACAGUUUAAAAUGACCUGCAGCACUGGAAGAACAUCAGCACUAUGAAUCCUAAGGUGCUCUUGACAUGGAAUUAUGUUUGCGCCUCAGUCCUGGGAACUUUAGGGAACAAUUUGAUCAUGGGUCAUGAUCAUUUCCUUCUAGCACAUAAAUUCGAUUUUGUAGGGAAACUUGUCACAAUAAUAAUUAGAGCAAAUAAAACUGUUUGCUCUAUGAUUUGUAUGCUUGAUCCAUUUAAUCAUCAUAAGCCCACGGUAACCAAGAUCCAAACUUAAUGCUAUUUUGCUUCCUUAGACUGAAUGAACCAUUUUGACUUGGUUAGCAAAGUUACAUUUUGAUUUAUAGUCGUCGUGAGUGUUUUGGAUUAUUGGAGCUAUAUUUGUGGCCAUAUUUGUAUGACAGGGUUGCGGGCUAAGUUCGCUGUAGGUUCACUCAAGUAAUAUAGAGCAGAGACUUCUAGGACAUGAUGUGCAACAUGGCAGGAGAUUUGGCAGAUGGCUCAGAGAAUGAUCAAAAAGACACCCACAUGCACGACGGGUCCAGUUCCUAUUAACUGAGGUGGUGCCUUGCAGAAAACGAGUGGCAUAGUUAGUCCACUGAGGACACCACUGUCAUUGGAAAUGAAAAGUUUUUUUUACUAAACUGUAAAUGUUAACGGUGGAAAUCACCAGACGGUUGGGUGAAAGUCACAUAUCUGUUGAUGUCUUCACAGACAAAUUCACAUUUGAGCCGAUGUGAGUUUACUAACUAACGUUAUCUCAGGAUGAUGGUGGUUGAGCUGAGCGCUUUUGUUCGUAGUAUUCAGAGUAUUUUCAUUCAUUUCGUAAAAUAUCGAUAUUUGGUGUUUACGUAUUGAUAAAAUACUGCAAUAAUAUGCAGUGUCGAUUUUUUUCCCCACCUCCUAGUUUAUGGGGAUUGACUCAUUUUUGGAGGCAGCCUCGAGUGGACGUUAAAGGAACUGCAGUUUUGGUCAUUUCAAAGUCAAACAUCAGGCCUCAGUUUGUUGAGUGCAAAAGAGUUUCUUUACAAACCACACUUGAUGUGCUGGAAAGACUGUGCUCAUGGCUGAAGCGCAUACA